CGCGGGUUCGGACGGGGGGGGGGGGGGAGGCCAUGGCGCGCGCUGCACUUCCGGCUCCGGGAAGAGUUUGUGGAGACGGAACCGCGGGAGGUGGGAGAGAGACAGAAGAUGGGCUGGCUGGGGAUCCAGCAGAAUGCGCUGGCUUUCUCCUUCACCACGCUGGCCGCUGGCCUCAUGAACAACAUCCUCAGCUUCUACUAUGUCAAGCUCUUCUUAAACCGCUACAAGAUUUCUGAGGGAGAUUUUCAACAGGCGCAGGUGAUCUUCAUGGUGUGGAACGCCUUCAACGAUCCGCUCUUUGGCUACUUGCAGGACAACUCCAGGCUACCAUGUUGCUCACAGCGUCGCCUCUCCAUCCUGUACGGCGCCCCACUCUACGCUGCCGCCUUCCUGUUGCCGUGGUUUCCCUGGCGGGAAUACACGGAGGGUGACUGGCUGUGCGGGCUGCACCUGCUGGUGGCUCUGUGUGCCUAUGACGGGAUGCUCACCUUUGUGCUUCUGGCCCAAUGCUCGCUCUUCGCUGAGAUCUCCAACCUGCACGAGAGCCGGUUACAGCUCAUCAAAUACAACCAGGUGGCCUCCAUCGCCGGCUCCUCCAGCGUCCUCUUCUGCGGCCUCCUCUCCAACAACAUGGAGAACUUCUCCCACUUCCAGCUCGUCGUCCUCUCUGUGGCCGCGCUGGCCCUCGCCUGCAUGGUCUACAGCGGGCAGCAUUGCGUCAGUCAAUACGAGCAGGGCGAGAGGUCGGCCAAGGACAUGGCGAACAACGCCCCCAACCUCUCCUGGAGCUCCAUCUUCUACCUCACCAAACAGAUCGUCACCCAGAGGAACUUCGUCCUGUUCGUCAGCAUGAACUUCUUCCAGGUCUUCCACCUGGCCUUCCUCAACAACUUCAUGAUGAUCUUCGCUGACCAGCUCAUCCCCCGCAAUCUGCUGCCGACCAUGGCGAAGAGCAUCAUGUACGGAGCUGGCUUCAUCUGUCCCCAGCUCUUGGUUCUCAGCAGCCAUUCACUGUUGAAGAAGUAUGGUUAUUACAAAAUCAUCCUCUCUGUCUUCUAUCUGGAGUUGUGCAGUGCGACGGUCAUGCUGAUUUUGGGUCCAUCUCAUUACUACCUGUUGUCUUUCUUCCUCGUUGGGAACAUGGUGAUGGUAUCGGCAGCCUUCAGCCUCUUUAACUUGCCUCUGGCGGAUAUUAUUGACGCCGACCUUCAGAAGUAUAAACGCAGCUUCCCGCUGUCUUCCAUGGUGUUCGGAACCAACGCCCUGUUUACAAAGCCGGCCCAGUCUCUAGCACCCAUGCUGGUUGUAACCAUACUUAAUCAGUAUGACUACGAGAAACUGAAGGACAUCGCUACACUGACUAACCAAAGUGGCCUGGAGGAUCUUCACCGUGUCAUGUUUGGGCUUGUCUGCCUGACGCCAAUGUGCAUCGCGCUCCUGCAGAUCCUCGCCUGGACUCCUUUCUCUAUCCGGGAGAGCCACGCUGACGUGCCCAAGUACCUCGACUCCUAAAGACCACCCAUCCUCGAUGGGAAGACCACAGAUCCCGUAUCCCUCAAGCUGAGGUCCUGGGGUUCAUUAUUGUAGUAGUGAUAGAGCUGACAAGGUGGGGACAUUUUAAAUUUGGUUUUCUGUUUAUUCCUUCUUGAGACUCGGGGAUCUCAAUACUCGCGGAUCCCGUUGUCUUUGGGAAUGUGGUGUCGUCGGUGAAGCCACUUUGUGCGUUGGUGAUACGAGGAACUGCAGGCGCUCGAAUAUUGAUUAAAGCGCAAAGUCUGGAGGAACUCGGCAUCGGUGGAGGGAGUGGACAGGCGACGUUUCGGGUCGGCACCCGCAACACACUGGUUGUCGGGGUGGGGAGGACCAGGGCAUUGAAGCGAUGACAAUGGUGGACGAGGGAUAAAUGGACCCAGUGCGGAGGAUGUGAUGGUGUGGUGCUACUUGUACUCUGGGACUGAUGUGGGAGUUGCAGAAUACACCUACACCAGUGGAUGGAGUAGUAGUGUCCCAGUAGUGGACGAUGCAGGUGGUGACUGGACUGUGGAUCAUGUGGGGAUCUUUGUCCUGGAUAAUAUUCCCUGUUGCUCUCCAUACACCAGACCCAGGCACAUAUCUCUGGAUCAGUCAGUGUGUUGAGUACAAACAAGAGUCGAGUCAAGUCAAGACUUUUUAAUUGUCAUAUGUACCAACAACGGAACAAUGAAAUUCUUACUUGAGGCAGCUUAACAGGUCUCUAAACACAACACACAUAAGUAAUAUAUAAUAAACAAAAAAAUCAAUAAAUUAAUAACCAUAAAACCAGUGCAAAAACCCCCUAAAGUCUUUAGUGCAACCAAAGACAAUAUAUAGUUCAUAUUUGAUGUAAGUGUUGUGUAGUGUUCAAGUGGGAAGAAGCUGUUCUUGGUUUUCAGGCUCCUGUUUCUUCUUCCCAAUGGUAGGAGUGAAAUGAGAGCAUGGCCAAGAUGAUGCUGGCUGCCUUUUUGAGCCAGUGACUCCUGUAGAUCACUUUGAUGGUGGGGAGAUCAGUACCCAUGAUGGACCAGGCAGUGUUCACCUGUUUUUGCAGUCAUCUUCAUUCCUGGCCACCCGAACUAGGCAGUGACGCAACCAGUCAAUAUGUUCUCUACUGUACACCUGUAGAAGUUCAAGAGUAUCCAUUGACAUACAGCUCCUCAAUCUUCUAAGGAAGUAGAGGUAUUGAUGGGCUUUCUUCAUGAAUACAUCAUUGUGUUGGGUCCAGGGCAGAACUUCAGAGAUGUGUCCAACCAGGAACUUGAAGUUGUUGACUAUCCACCACCAUCCCGUCGAUGAAGACAGGUUUGUAGAUACUUUUCCUUCCUCUUUCAAAGUCCACAAUCAGUUCCUUGGUUUUACUGGCGUUCAGAGCAAGGUGGUUGUUCUGGCACCAGCGAGGUUAUUGUUCUGUGUUUGGUCAAUCGAUCGACCUCCUCCUGUACGCUGACUCAUCAUCAACUGUAAUUGGUCCAAAAGAGGUGCUGCUGUCGGCAGUUGUGGGAGUUGGAACUGUGUGCGGCUACACCAUCAUUAGUAUAGAGUGAGUAGAGCAGGGAGCUGAGCACGCAGCCUUGAGGUGCCCCCGUGCUGAUGGUUAUCGAGGAGGAAGUGUUGCUGCCAACUCGUACUGAUUGUGUUCUGAUGAGAAAAUUGAGGAUCAAAAAAACAUGCCAUACUGUGGCGACAUUUUGCAAACAGCACAACUCCCAGGCACACUUCCCUGAAUCGGUCAGUGUAUUGAGUACAGGCAAGAGUCGAGUGUUUAAUUGUCAAAUGUACCAACAACAGAACAAUGAAAUUCUUACUGGCAGCAGCAUGGUGCCAAAACAUGGCGUCUCUUGCAUGUGGGAUCAGUGCACUAUUUCUGUACAUCGGGGAUGUGCUUAGUUAUGGCAAUACUCAACUGGGCUGUUAGUAAGAAAAUAAUUUCACUGUGCGUUUGCACUUCACGCAUGCGACAAUAAAAGAACCAUUGAUAACAGGCAUGUAAACACAAUGCACAAAACCAAAAGUCCUUAAUGCAGCCAAAGACAGUCCAUUGAAGUUUAUAGUUAAGGUUAGUGUUGUGCAGUGUUCAAGAUCCUGCUGGGUGUUGGGAAGAAGCUGUUCUUGAACCAGAUGGUCAGGGUUUUCGGGCUCAUGUACCUUCUUGCUGAUGAUAGGAGCGAGAUGAGUGCGUGGCCAGGGUGGUGUGGGUCUUUGAUGAUACUGGUUGCCUUUUUGAGCCAUAGUUACGCGCUUCUUCCAUUAUCACUGGGACCAAGCAAACAUCCUGCCUUCUGGGUGUGUGAGGAUGACGGAUUUCUGAUGUGGAAAACACAAAUUAUUUUACAAAGGGUGAGGCAGAGAUGAAGGAGGGAACAUGAACACACCACCUGAGGGCAGGGCAGCACCCCAAGGAUGUGGUGCCUCCCCGCUGCUUUUUGGUGAACUAAUCUCCAUGGCAACAAACACAAAUCCCUGAUGAAUUGGGAAAUAUUUUUUAUUUUCUAAGAUAUAGUGUAGAAACAGGUUCUUCGGCCCAAACAAGACAAUGCCAACCAGCGAUCAUCCCAUAUACCAGCACUAACCUACACACUAGGGACUAUUUACAAUUUUUACUGAAGCCAAUUAAUCUACAAACCUGCACGUCUUUGGAGUGUGGAAGAAAACCCACGCGGUCAUAGGGAGAACGUGUAAACUCCGUACAGACAGCAACCGUAGUCAGGGUCGAACCCGGGUCUCUGGCAUUGCAAGACAGCAGCUUUAUUGCUGCACCACUGUGCCAUCCUACAUUGUUGAAUGUCCUGUGGAGGUUGCCUGAGUCUGGCCUGCCAAUUAGGCUGUGGGAGAACUAACUGCAUUGGCCACAACUGGGUCCAAUCUGCCUUUAGCUUUGUGCCAAAACGUCUACUCGAGGAUCUGAGGAGGGGUGUCUUCACUCAUUCACAUCUCACUCUCCACUGAAACAAAUAGUUACAGGGUCAAAUAUAGACACAAAGUGCUGGAGUAACCCAAAGAAGUUUGAAGAAGGGUCCUCACCUGAAACAUCACCUUUUUCUCCAGAGAUGCUACCUGACCCACUCAAUUACUAAUCUAGGCACUUUGUGUCUAUAUUUGGUAUAAACCAGCAUCUGCAGAUCAUAGCACCAGGGUGAUACCACCAAAUGCAACAUUUAUAGUGAAAUACUGCAACUGCUCAUUUCCAAUGUUGCAAGUGUUUGCCUUCCAGCUGAAAAACUAAAGAAAAGCGAAUCACGAGAAGCGAACCGACAUUGCUACAAAGAAACACUCUCUUUGUGGUAUCGUGAGAACAUAGAACAAACCACGACAAGGGAGAGGGCAGGAGAAUGGGGUUUGAAGAGAAAGAUAGAUCAGCCAUGAUUAAAUGGCGGAAAGGCUCCAAAGGCCGAAUGGCCUAAUUAAGUUCCUGUGUUAUAGAACACAGGAACAGGCCCUUUGGCCCUCUAUGUCUGUGCCAAACAUGAUGCCAGUUAAACUAUUCUCCUCUGUCUGUAUAUAAUUCAUAUCCCUCCAUUCCCCUCGUAUCCAAAAGCCUCUUAAACCCCACUAUCCCAUCUGCCUCCACCACCACUCCUAGCAGCAUGUUCCAGGUAAACUUUAGACAGAACGAACUGCAGAUGCUGGUUUACAAAAAAAUGUAACUCAGCCAGUCAGGCAGCAUUUCUGGAACAUGGAUAUGCGAUGCUUUGGAUGUGACGAAGGGUUCCGACUCAAACAUCACCUAUCGCUGUUCUCCAGAACUGCUGCCUAACCUGAUGAGUUAAGGGCCUGUCCUUCUUGGCCGUCAUUUGCGCCUCAUUUACGCAUCAUAUGUAAAAUAGGUCGACGCGUCGUGAUGCGCGAUGUUGCGCGCAAAUCACACUCCAGCACAGCCGUCUGGUGCGCGUCACGUCAUUAGAAUGACCUGCGGCACACGGCGACGUAACCAUGCGUCACCACACAAUACACGUGAGACGGGACGUCAGCAUCCGACUCCAAUGCGUCAGCGUGCGUACGUGAUACGUCACGCAGGUGGCGCGCGAGGAUUUUGUUACGCUACAAAAUCCUGGAGCGCCGCGCGAUACUUCGCGCCACCACAUGCGAUUCCAUGCCUCACCAUGCGCAAUGCGUGCGUCACGACGCGACAACCUAUUUUACAGAUGACGUGUAAAUGACGGCCAAGUGGGACAGGCCCUUUACUCUGGCACUUUCUGUUCUUUAAACUUUGUCCCUCUCGCCUUAACACAGUGCCUUCCAUUCAUUGCCAUUACAAAGAACAGUGCCUUUCUCAUCCUCCUAGUGUUUUUGUGCCAGUGAUGAAUUUUGGAAAUACUGUCAUGUGACAACCACAGUAAUCUGCUGGGAACAGCGGAGAUAUAUAACCGAAUCCUCAGGUGGCAGCAGUGUUGGUUGGGACCUUUGGGGAAGUCACCCCUACUCUUUACAAUAUCGUGACUGUGUGAAUUUAGAGUAAAUGCCAGGAAUUAAACAUCAUGGUCUUUAAAAAACAAAAUCAGAAUUUUCAAUGCAAUAAAAACACAUUCCUGA
Molecule: messenger RNA, 6045 nt
Organism: Leucoraja erinaceus (little skate)
Lineage: Eukaryota; Metazoa; Chordata; Chondrichthyes; Rajiformes; Rajidae
Gene: mfsd13al
Product: major facilitator superfamily domain containing 13a-like
Exons: 7
Coding region: 109-1512 (467 amino acids)
Source: RefSeq, a predicted model, not a curated record